GUGCAUAUUCCCUUUGGAGGCUGUUUUACUGCCGGUCGGAGCAGUGGUUGAGACGGAUUUAGGAGGCUCUCUUUUGUAGUAAAGUACUUUCAUAAAGUGGGAAAUCUUCAAAAUGGGAACCCGAGACGACGAAUACGACUAUCUUUUCAAAGUGGUGCUGAUCGGAGACUCUGGUGUGGGGAAGAGUAACCUGCUGUCCCGUUUCACACGGAAUGAGUUCAACCUGGAGAGCAAAAGCACCAUUGGUGUGGAGUUUGCCACCCGCAGCAUCCAGGUGGAUGGCAAGACAAUAAAGGCCCAGAUCUGGGAUACAGCUGGACAGGAGCGUUACAGAGCCAUCACUUCAGCGUACUACCGGGGGGCAGUGGGGGCUCUCCUAGUGUAUGACAUCGCCAAGCAUCUCACCUAUGAAAAUGUCGAGCGCUGGCUGAAGGAGCUCCGGGAUCAUGCUGAUAACAACAUUGUUAUCAUGCUGGUGGGCAACAAGAGUGACCUGCGCCACCUCAGGGCAGUGCCCACAGACGAGGCUUGUGCUUUUGCAGAGAAGAAUACGCUAUCAUUUAUUGAAACAUCAGCUUUGGAUUCCACUAAUGUGGAAGAGGCAUUCAAGAACAUCCUCACAGAAAUCCACCGAAUCGUAUCACAAAAGCAGAUAGCUGACAGAUCAGCACAUGACGAGUCUCCAGGCAACAAUGUAGUGGACAUCAGUGUCCCCCCCACCACCGAUGGGCAAAAAAACAAACUACCGUGCUGUCAAAGUCUGUGACCCUCAAUACCACCGUCCCACAUCCACUCCUCACUCUCUUCAUCUGCUUUUCUCCUGGGUGUUGUGCUGUUGCUGUCUCCUCCUCCAUGUGUUUUAGAAGUCUCCUAGAAACCUUGACUUUCUAGAUAACAUUCCUUUUUCACUUUUCUCAUGUUUGUUGUUUGUCUGUAUGCUAUCCUCUAACGUCAACUUGUCUUUUACUAAGUGAUAGGAUUUUUUUUGGGGGGGGUUGUAUUCAGGCUCUGAUCAUGUGACCCAAUCCUGUAGAAGGACUGGUGAGGGAUCAGAUUGUCCUGAGCUUCUGGGUCAUAUCAAGAUAAGCUACAGCUUGUCAAUUGACAUCAAAGGUUGAAAUAUUUAGCAUUUUGUCUAACCCCUUUCUUAAAACCUUAACCCAAUUCUCCUAAUCUGUUACAAAAAGUAAAUUUUGACAAGCUGUAUCCCUUUUAGAUAAAACAAGCUUCUGGUUGCUGUCCUUAGAGUCCCUGUCUUGAGUGUGGCAUGAAAGGAGCAAUAACAGGGAUGUGGGUAGUGACAGUUUGGCUGAUCUGAUGCAUUUCAGAAAAUUGUGCAUUUUUAUUUUUUGUUAAGCCUGUGGUUCACAGAUACACCAAAGUGUGGCUGAAAUCAAUUCAAAUCUGAAACGAUCUAAUCUAAAAGAUAAACUUGCAGAGCAGCACAUUGGUGAAGAUUGGAUUUACCAAUGGUUUCAUGUGCUUUGUUUCACUGUUAGCUGCAGCCACUGUGUUCUCUCUGUCAUCAGAUUAUACUAUGACCUGAUCCAGUAGUCAGAUGACAAUUGAAAGCAAAAGUGAAUAUGAAGGUUGUCCUGCUGAUCACUUCAAAUGCAACUCGCCAUGUAAACUGAUUCUGAAUGACUAACAUCUUUAAAUCCCAACACUUAGCUUGGUUUGUUUGGGUGGGGGUGUUCUAAUAAAACACUGCAAUAUCUAGGGUGGAGGAUGCUCUCAUUGCUUCUCUCUAGUCAAACCAUGAAGGUGUCAAAUUGAGUUGACAGUGGAAUUUAUGAAAAGGUUGCCUUUGUAUGAUUGGCUAUAAUGCCUUAUCUCCCCUUUCUAGUAGAAUUGCCUUUUUGGAGUGUGGUUACGUAUGUAAUUUUGUCACAUCCAACUUCUAAAUCAAACAAAUCGGUUCAUCUGCCUUUUCAUCAAGGAACACUGAAAUGGAAAUAAACCAAAUUCAUGUCAUGUUGGCAGACAUUUUCUUUGAACAAAAAUAACUCCGUCUUGUAAUUAAGUGCUGAAAAUGUCCUGCAUAAUUUCUGAUGGUGUAUGUAUAGCAUACCAUUGAAAUCUUGAUACAGAAAUGCAUGUUUACAUAUCUCCUACCAGUAGGAGGACCAAUAUAAUCUCAAAUCCAACUUUAUAGAGCAAUUUGAGACUUAUUUACAGAUUUUGAAGAAUUGAAUGCACGGAUGCCAAAAAAAUAGUGCACUGAAAUGUAAUGGUAGCCUUAUGCAACGUUGAAUACUUUACGUAUACUGUAUAUGCUCACCAGAAAAGUGUUCAUUAGAUAUUGUGCAACUUUGAUAAAAUGUCUGAAAUUUUAUUUUUGUAUGAUAUGCCUGAUUAGUUUUAUAUUAAUUUCAGUUAAUCAUUCCAAAGUUUUUUUCCCAUGAUUUAUCCACAUGAACGAUACCCCACAUUCAACUACUCCCAUACAAGACAUACUGAAUUCCAGCAGGUCUUUUAAAGGUGUGAGUUUCAUUAAAUCAACUAUGUAAAUAUAGCUACGUCGCCUUUUGUUCCUGGUGAAUUCAACGUGGGUUGGUCUACAUUGUCAUACAAAAUGUGCUUGCGUCUGGUGUUAAUGUAUAUUUGACUAAAUAAAAGGUCUCUUCCAUAUGGAACAGAAACUGUA
Messenger RNA from Oncorhynchus masou masou (cherry salmon), 2647 nucleotides. RefSeq names its product ras-related protein Rab-11B-like. Gene Ontology annotation, molecular function: GTPase activity; GTP binding. Gene Ontology annotation, cellular component: recycling endosome; Golgi apparatus. The transcript has 5 exons. Lineage: Eukaryota; Metazoa; Chordata; Actinopteri; Salmoniformes; Salmonidae. Gene Ontology annotation, biological process: exocytosis. The record is from RefSeq and is a predicted model, not a curated record. The coding region runs from base 113 to 766 and encodes 217 amino acids.